This is a messenger RNA of Erpetoichthys calabaricus (reedfish), 3804 nucleotides long. RefSeq names its product ankyrin repeat and BTB (POZ) domain containing 2b (gene abtb2b). Gene Ontology annotation, molecular function: protein heterodimerization activity. Lineage: Eukaryota; Metazoa; Chordata; Cladistia; Polypteriformes; Polypteridae. The transcript is spliced from 17 exons. The record is from RefSeq and is a predicted model, not a curated record. Bases 628 to 3705 code for a protein of 1025 amino acids.
CGCUCCCGACUUUGUAGUAGUCAGCUCGCGGUGAACGCGCGGCUCACUCAUGCUGGGCGGCAGUGGUUGGAGGGCUGCAUGAACGGGGUUGCGCUUCUCGAAGCUCCUCUUCUCGACAAACUCAGCGUUUUUCUUCAUCUCCUCCGCAAAGAAAAAAAAAAAGAAGAAGAAGCCAAACUAACACACUAUGGAUCCUUGAGAGCAGGAAGCAGUGGCUUUAUUAAUUACUUUCAGAUAGUUUUUUUUUUUUGUGGCCGUGUGGAAGUAAUUACAGAGGCAUUUUUGGAUUUCCAAACUCCUAAGCUUUUUGAAAAGCAAGGGUUGUGGGAAUGCAGUUGGGGAGCAAAUGAAAUGCAACAUAGACCCACUUCCAAGCCAGAAACUGGGAAUGCGUUAGGUAGCCUUUAAGAAGAAGAGUGACAUUGUUAACACGGGAUACAGUUUAUGCUUUUUAAAGUUCAGAAGAACCUUUCCUAGCUUUUGUUCUGCUGUGUAUAUCCAGUAAACGAUGGCAGAACAACUUUGUUUUGAAUAAUGUUAAUAUUACUUAUGCUUUCCUGAAUAAUCUCAUCUCCUGAACCCCACUUGGCAACAAUUACCAGUUUCAGCUGUAGAGAAGAUCUUGUGAUGCUGAGAACCAUGACAGGGACUUACAGCUCCACCAUGAAGACUUUGGAAGAUCUGACCCUGGACUCUGGGUAUGGAGCAGGUGAUUCUUGCAAGUCUCUGAGUCUGUCAUCAUCUAAAUCUAAUUCCCAGGCCUUUAUGAGUGCUAGCCAUCGUGGUAACUGGUGGUAUUAUUCUGGCUCAAUGAAUAGCAGAAACAAUAGCUGGGAUACUGUCAACACAGUCUUGCCAGAAGAUCCAGAAGACAUCUUUUCUAAGUGCUCAAAGCUUCCAGAGUUAGAGGAGUUUCCGUGGAACGAUGAAGAGGUGGGCAGAGUCCUGUGCAAAGGAACUGGAAAAGGGCCUGUGUUUUCUCAAGAUGCUGUCCGCAGGUUGUCAAUACUCUUACGGAGAGCCCUCAUCCGCAUCUCCAGAGAGGCACAGAGACUCAGUGUCAUGCAUUCCAGAUGCACUCGUUUCGAGGUGCAAAGUGCCAUCCGCCUGGUGCUGAGCUGGGCCUUGUCCGAAAACUGUAUCUCCGCUACAGUGAAGGCCAUAUCCCUUUACAGCAUGAGCGCCGGAGAGUGGUUGCGCAAGGGCAAAUCGGAACUCUGUGGGCUAAGAUUUUCAGUUGGACGUUUUUUUCGCUGGAUGGUGGACACCCGCAUUUCAGUACGUAUCCAUGAGUAUGCAGCUAUCUGCCUGACAGCGUGCAUGGAGGGGCUGGUGGAGGAGAUUGGAGCACGUGUUCGUGGAGCACAGCAAGAAAAUCCUGACUGGAGUGGUGGUGGUGGGGGUAAUGGAAUCACAGCAGAGGCAUUGGAGGUGGUCAUCAACAACGACGCAGAACUUUGGGGGGUUCUACAAACAUAUGAGCACCUCAUCUGUGGGAAGAAUGCCAAUGGGGUACUUUCAUUACCUGCUCACUUCAGCCCUUACACAGAAGGUUCAGUGAAUCUGGACAAUCGAGAAGAUGCAUAUGCCCACCUGGAACUUCGCACUCUGGAGCAGUCUCUUUUGGCAACUUGUGUUGGCAGCAUAUCUGAAUUGAGUGACCUGGUAUCAAGGGCAAUGCAUCAUAUGCAGAGACUUAGUGCAGUUUGUCCAGGCCUUAGUCCAGUACGGCAGAGCAGGCAACAGUCCAUGUCUUGGUCUCCUGAUGCACUUCAUACUCUGUAUUACUUCCUCCGCUGUCCACAGAUGGAAUCCAUGGAAAAUCCAAACUUGGACCCUCCUAAAAUGUCUCUCAACAAGGAAAGACCGUUUCUGUUGCUGCCUCCUCUGAUGGAGUGGAUGAGGGUCGCUAUUGUUCAUGCUGAGCACCGACGCAGCCUCUUGGUGGACAGUGAUGAUGUCAGGCAGACAGCCCGGCUUUUGUUACCAGGCCUGGAUUGUGAACCCCGCCAGCUCAAGUCUGAGUGUUGUUUCAGUUCCUUCAGGAGACUAGACGCUAAAGCAGCUAGUGACAAGUUCCAGCAGGAUCUGGGCUUUCGAAUGCUUAACUGUGGAAGGACUGACCUCAUAAACCAGGCCAUUGAAUUGCUGGGUACCGAUGGAGUUAACACAAUGGAUGACCAGGGUAUGACUCCUCUGAUGUAUGCCUGCUCAGCAGGAGAUGAAGCCUUAGUACAGAUGUUGAUUGAUGCUGGAGCAAACCUUGAUAUUGCAGUUCCAGGUUUUUCACAGAAAUACCCAUCUGUUCAUCCAGAUUGUCGUCACUGGGUGGCUUUGACAUUUGCAGUUCUCCAUGGGCACAUUUCUGUGAUUCAGCUCCUUUUAGACGCUGGUGCCAAUGUGGAGGGAUCAGCUAUUAGCAAUGGGGAGGACAGAUAUGCAGAGACUCCUUUGCAGCUGGCAUCUGCAGCAGGUAACUAUGAAGUGGUGAAUCUUCUCCUAUCUCGAGGGGCUGACCCUUUGCUGAAAAUACAUGAUGGCAAUGGCCUAACAUCAUCUCUUUAUGAAGACAUGAACUGUUUCAGUCAUGCCGCAGCCCAUGGACACAGGAAUGUGCUGAGGAAAUUGUUAAGCCAGCCUCAGCAAUUGAAAGGAGAUGUUUUAUCCCUGGAGGAAAUUCUGGCUGAAGGAGUGGAAGCCGAGCAGCUGGUCUGCCGGCCUGUUAGCCCCAGUGAAGGCCAGCUGAAGCUGUGCAAAGCCCGCAUGAAGGCCCUGCAAGAAGCCACUUACUACAGUGCAGAACAUGGCUAUCUAGACGUCAGUAUGGAGCUUCGAGCUUUAGGGGUACCCUGGAAGCUGCAUGUGUGGAUCGAGUCACUAAGGACGUCUCAUCAGCAGUCACAGACCUCUGUUACACUCAGUCUUCUGCGCGAGUUUGACACCAUAAAGGAAGAAGAUUACUGUGAAGAGCUGAUCAGUGAAGGCCUUCCCCUCAUGUUCAACAUAAUGAGAAGUAGCAAGCAGAAUGACGAAAUUAACAAGCUGUUGGCCUCCAUCUUUUGCCAUUGUUAUGGCAAUAGUCCUCUACCCACAAUUCCUGAAAUCAAGAAGACACUCCCAGCACAGCUAGAUCCUCAUUUUCUGAACAACCCAGAAAUGUCAGACAUCACCUUCAUAAUAGAGGGAAAACCUUUCUAUGGUCACAAAGUGCUUUUGAUCACAGCUUCUAACAGGUUCAAAUCCCUGAUAAACCACAGCGAAACUGAUGAGAAUCAGGCCGGACGGUGCAUCCAAAUCAGUGAAAUUUCAUACAAGACAUUUCAGCUGAUGAUGACUUACCUGUACUGUGGAGCAGUUCAGUCCAUAACAAUGCCAGUGUCCAGUCUCCUCGAGCUCCUGUCAGCCGCAAGUCUCUUUCAACUGGAGAUGCUCCAGAGGCACUGCGAAAUACUCUGCGCUCAGAAUAUCAACCUGGAAAAUGCUGUCAAUGUUUAUCGGAGUGCCAAGAUGCACAACGCUGCUGAGCUGGCUUCAUUUUGUGAAGGCUACUUCUUACAGAACAUGCCAAGUCUGCUGGAACAAGAGAUCUUCAAGACCCUCCUGUUUGGGAGGAACAGCAGAGUGCAGGGCUUAGAGGCCAUAGAAGACCUCGAGAGGACGCUGGCAAAGAGGAUGCAUUCCAUCUACGUCACCUCCAGGGUGUAAGCAGUGGGUGAAGCAGCAAGGGAGUGUCUGAUGACAUGAACAUGAGCAGGAGGUGCCCUGAAGAAGUGCCUUAGUUCAGCUUGUGCCGGGUUCAAAACA